Molecule: messenger RNA, 1483 nt
Organism: Oryza sativa Japonica Group (Japanese rice)
Lineage: Eukaryota; Viridiplantae; Streptophyta; Magnoliopsida; Poales; Poaceae
Source: RefSeq, a predicted model, not a curated record
AGAAAAAAACCAACUCAUGUGGUGUUUGCGAAGGAGGGACUAAACUAGUCAUUUUUGUGAUUCCCAAAUACCACCUCAAUUGGCAUUAUCUCACAUUUCAGUAAUGCAGUGUCCGUAAAAAAAACAAGGCAUUUGCAAAUUGCAAUAGAUAAUGUCUUGGAAUCUGAUGGAUUUGUAACAGCAGCUUUCAGAUCUCUCUUUCAAUCAUCUCCUAUGUAUAUACUGCACUAGUUACAAAAGUAAAAGAGGGAUAGUUCUACACGUUCACGGAAUCCUUCUCACUCCCUCUCGCUCACAUUCAUCUCUCGCUCCGUUCGUCCACGCGUCGAACACCUCGCCGUGAUCCAAUGCUCCAACUCCGCUCGCCGCCGCCGGCGACCAGCUCGCCGUCCUCCGCCGUCUCCUUCCCGACCCUCGCUCCUCGCCUCCUCCCCCUCCGCCGCCGCCGCCGCGGCGCGGGUUCCCAGCUCGGGGGCAAAACGUCGAGCGCCGUGCGCGCGUCGUCGGCGGCGGCGCCGGGCGCGACGGAGCCGGAGGUGAUGGUGGAGGUGGCGCACCGGGAGGUGGCGCGGGCGCUCGCGUCCCUGGCGGAGGCGCGGCUGGGCGCGCGGCUGCUCCCCUCCGCCGUGCCGCCCGACGUCGCCGAGUUCCGCAGCGGCGGCGGCGCCGGGAACGCCGUGGGCUCGCUCGACGUGCGCCGCGGCGCGCCGGGAUCGACGAUUGAUUUCAUGCUCCAGUCCUCACUACACUGCAAAGUCCCAAAUGGCGCAAUCGACAUUACAUCUCUUCUCAUCUUUCUGAACGCCUCGACAGAUGCUCCGCAUUUCCUCAUGGAAUUUAUACAAGGUAGCCCAACUUCGAUCGUGGUGCUUCUGGACCUUCUCCCACGGAAAGACCUUGCGCUCCAUCCCGAAUACAUAGAGAGAUACUAUGAGAAUACUCAGGUGGACAAACAGCGUGAGAAGGUCGAAGAAUUGCCGCAGGCCCGUCCAUACCGAUCGCGAUCCCUCUUCGUGCGCAGCACCUUCUCACUGACAGCAAUACUGAUGAGCAUCGACUGUGGGCAAGGAGGAGAGGGUACCUUGGAAGAGAUAGUGCGUGGUCAACUAGCAACAGCUGCUAGGGCACUUCUUCAAAUUUGGCUUGAUAGUUGUGCUGAUCAUACUUCAGAGAUGGAAGAAGGCGAGAGAGAAAACAUGAUAAAGAGGGACCAAAUUGUAAGGUCCAAGUCAAUCGAGGUCGACCUGACUUCAAAUUUGCCGAGGAUGUUUGGUCCCGAUGUCGCAGACCGAGUCAUAGCUGAAAUCCAGAAGGCCUUUGGGGUACAAGAGGCCUAGCUUUAGAACUGUGACCAGGAAUUCAUCUGUACAUCAUUCGAAAGUAAUGUUAGUAGUCUUUUGUCCCUUUUGCUUGAACAAUCAGAUAUAUUGUGUGAUUAUAAAUUUAUAAUUGCAAAUACCAUCAGAUGUCAUAAUUUUGUCUA